AGGAACGUAAUUCCGUACGGUGACGUCGGCCGGCUGCUGCUGACGUGGCCCUCUCCGUAAGCAGCGUCAGUCAGGGACAGGUUUCGGUGCUCCGGGAGUUGCUGCCGGUGGUGACGCAGACGCCGGAGACAUGAGUGAGCCCCACAAGCAGGAUAUCGCCGCCAUCUUCAAGCGGCUGCGCCUCAUCCCCACCAACAAAGCGUGCUUCGACUGUAGCGCUAAGAACCCGAGCUGGGCCAGCAUCACCUAUGGCGUGUUCCUGUGUAUCGAUUGCUCAGGGACACACAGAUCCCUUGGAGUGCACUUAACUUUCAUUAGAUCAACAGAACUAGAUUCAAACUGGUCGUGGUUUCAGCUGCGGUGCAUGCAAGUAGGCGGGAACGCCAACGCAACUGCCUUCUUCCGACAACAUGGCAGCAGCACGAAUGACACAAAUGCCAAAUACAACAGUCGGGCGGCCAUUCUUUACAGAGAGAAAAUUAAAACCCUUGCGACACAAGCCACGCGCAAGCACGGGACCGAUCUCUGGAUUGACGGGUGCGGGGCUCCACCACUGUCACCCCAACAGAAGGAAGAGGAUUUCUUUGCGUCACACGUAGAGGUCAGUAGUGCAGACUGGGAACAGCCCCAGAUUCCAUUUGAGCCUUUAGUGGAUAUUGCUCUGGCGUCCGCCUCUGACAGCGGAGAAGUUGCAGGUGAACCCGAGGUGGGACCGAGCGUGGACUGCCUCAGUAUGUCCCCAAAAGCCGCACUAGCUGAUUCAGGGAAUUUAUUAUCUGCAGGAAGCACACCUACCAAAGAUGUCGGCUCAAUAAUAAAGAAGAAGCCAGCUACAGCUAAGAAAGGGCUUGGUGCUAAGAAGGGGGGGCUAGGCGCCCAGAAGGUGAGCAGCAAGAGCUUCAGCGAGAUAGAGAAACACGCACAGGCUGCCGAUAAGAUGAAUGAGCAGGAGAAGGUGAACACCAGCAAAAAGGCCGAGGAGCCUGUCGUGGCAUCUCUGCGCCUGGCGUACAAGGAGCUGGAGAUACAAAAGCAGAGAGAUGACGAGAAGAUGAAACACAUGCCCGCUAAGAAGAAGGCUGAAGCUGAGCGACUGGGAAUGGGUUUCGGCAAUCGCAGCGGGAUCUCCCAUUCUGUACUCUCUGAAAUGCAAAUCAUAGAACAGGAAGCCCCAAAAGUCGCCAAGUCCAAGAAGAUCUACCAAGAGGAGGAGACGGAGGAUUUCCUGUUUGUCUCCUCUCGGUCACGGUACCGGGAAGACCCACCUGAGCCGGCCAGCAGUUUAUUUCUCAAUUGGGAAGAUCAGUCUGACGAUUUCUGGAAGAAGAGUUUGUCCAACGACGACUCCAGUACGACCUUCAGCUCAAAGAGCAGCAGUUAUGAUGAUAGACCGGCAACUCGACGUAAACAUGACAUAGAACCGACCCCGGUCACUGACGAUGCCCAGAAAAAGUUUGGAAAUGCAAAGUCCAUAUCUUCAGACAUGUAUUUUGGAAAGCAGGACAACGCUGAUUACGAGACGAGAGCCCGGCUAGAGAGACUCUCCGGAAGUGCGUCUAUCAGCUCUGCCGACUUGUUUGAUGAGCAGAAGAAACAGUCUUCAGCAAAUUACAAUUUGACCAAUGUCCUGCCGUCAGCUCCAGAUAUGGCAAACUUCAAGCAAGGUGUGAAAUCUGUGGCGGGCCGGCUCUCUGUGUUGGCCAAUGGUGUUAUGACGUCGAUCCAGGACCGAUACGGAAACUGACCCAUCAGGUGUACAUACCAGCAACGCAUGUACUGCACACCAAGGGAAGGUGCUGGGAAUUCUGGGACAUUUUCCCGCACAGGGUAAAGGGAGAACCCACAGAUUUUGUGUCCUUGAAUGGGAUCCCGUGGAGUAAAGAGAUGAUCUAUGGAUUUUUGUUUUGAUUAUUUCCGCCCCUUAUCCUUUUUUUUUUUUUUUUUUUUUUUUUUUUUUGCACCCAGGUUGUACGGUAAAAUCUGGGGCUGAACAGCUUCUCAUCAUUCUGAUCUUUCUCCCAAAAAGACAUUAACGAUAUUUAUAAAGAAGCAAAUUUUAUUCCAGGACUGCUGCAAACCACGGUAGUUAUAUGGCCCCUAUGGAUAAUCGGGCUAUAUAGAUACGCCAGACACCACUUUGAAUCUACGUAAUCGUCUGUCCCUUUCAGUCCAAUAAAUGUCCGACUUUUAGAGAAUGCUGAGAGGCCGCGCUAUGGAUAAGACCUUAGUCGGAUCGUUACUGCACAGACCAAAGCUUAAACGUUACUCAGGUAUUUAUCACAGUGAGAUAAGCGACUUGUAUAUAAUUAUCGAAUGACCAGCCACGAGCUUUGCACGACAAUCGUCUCCAUCCGCAGGCAGGUCAGCCCGGGAAUCCUUAUUAGUUCUAGAACCUAAGAUCUUCUGUAUCUUACCCACCUAGCCCCUUACAUUAGACAUGUCCCUUACGUACACUGCGCAGACGGCCACUUUGGGAACCGCACAAUACACAUACGAUUACCAAGAGCGUGAUAUUAUUGUUCAUCGGUGCAUAGGCCGCGUGUUGCGUCUCUAACCUGCGGGUCCCUUAGUAUAGUUAAAUGUAAAAUUAUUUAAUGCAGAGUGUGAGAGAUGGAUCACUGAAGAAAGAACUGGUGGCGAUCAUAUUUAUGUAAUAUCUGUAAUCGCUAGCUGUUCAUACCACUGUAUCUGAGUGUAUCUCACACCUAGAGCUACGUUUAUUCCCAUUUUAUUAGGUUUGCGCUCUUCUUCGUCUCCCACCGCCAUUUCAAUUUAUACCUGAAUUUUCCAUAUAAGACGUCCUGUGUUUCCACCACUGCCGCGAAGUCUGCACGGUGGCUCGGAGAACGGUUACACGAGUAUAAACCAUCGGGAAUUUACAGUGAUGACAGAUUUCGGGCCUGUUAGUCGGGAAUCUCAUUUUAAACCCAUGGCCCAGCGUACAGAUUUACAGUACAUUUUGUUUUAAUUUUGGUUUUCUGUGCUACGGUGGAACUACAAAUAUCAGCAUAUCUUGAAAGCCUCUUUCUUGUAGUUUCACAACAGCUACAGUGACUUGCCCUACAAACUCCCGAGAACAUAGCUGUGCUUUUCAGCCAUGUUGUUAAAUCAUCCUGCUAGAUCGUGUUUCGGUUACCGGAAUACAACCCAAAACUACCUUGCGUUAAACCAUUCUGUCUCGCUUGGAGAGAACAGCUGGGCCACAUCCCGGAGACACACAGAGGCCGAUAACUUAAGUUGCCGGAAGGCACGACACCCCUGUAAUACAAUGCGCUUCUGAGUCCAUUCUCCUGAAGCUUCAGUAAAACUAGUGUAAUUGAAUGGAGAGAGAUUUGAAGCCAGAUCGAGCACAAGGAUUUUUAAGAUUUGGAUUUUAUAUUGAUCAGACAUUUGCUGUGUUUUAGACAGCAUGAUCUAUAUUGUCAGACUCAAUUCUAUGCAUUUUUACAGCAAAGUUUUGAUCUGGAAAGCAAACGCUAUGUUUAUUUUCUCUGUAUAUUUGUCUAUUUUGUUAAUCAUUUAAUAGACAGACGCCAUCUUUGUAAUAAUUUGUAUUCCGUAAUAAAACAGAACAUUGCAACAGUA
Molecule: messenger RNA, 3585 nt
Organism: Pseudophryne corroboree (corroboree frog)
Lineage: Eukaryota; Metazoa; Chordata; Amphibia; Anura; Myobatrachidae
Gene: ARFGAP3
Product: ADP ribosylation factor GTPase activating protein 3
Exons: 17
Coding region: 131-1744 (537 amino acids)
Biological process (GO): COPI coating of Golgi vesicle
Molecular function (GO): GTPase activator activity
Source: RefSeq, a predicted model, not a curated record